GCUCUCCACUAGUAUCAGACAGAUUUGGUGAUGAUGCCAUUGGUUGUGGCCAUCGUGGGAGAACAGUGAUAGAAGAGAGACCCAAGUUUAAUAUUUUCUUGAUGCCAAGUGUUUGACCUCARUGGUAACUGCUCAAUUUUUUUAAUGACUAAUCAUUAAUUAUCAUGCAGUGUAUCCCCUUAGUCUCACCUCAGUCGACAUGUGCUGUCUAGGAGCACACAGUAUACAGUUUCUCUUCAUUUUAUGAUAAUUUGACUCCUACCAGCUUUUACUUUCUAGAAAUAGAUCAAGGAGCUUUGCUGCCAGGCCCAUGGAAUUUUCUGAAACUGAAAAUGCAGAAGUUAAAAGUCAAUAUUGGACACCGAUGAUAAAGCGGAAACCUAGUCUGUCCAUUGAGAGCAUGCCCUCAGAAAUUCUGCUGAAGAUAUUUUCCUAUUUGGAUGCCGUGUCCCUGUUGUGUGCUGGCUGCGUGAGCAAGCGCUUCUAUGAUCUGGCCAAUGACAAUGGUAUCUGGCUGAAAUUAUACUCCAGUUGUUUUCCACCAAAAAGAAUGAUUUGGAAAAUAAAUCCUGCUGAGACAGAAACCAUUUCCUUGGGCUGUGCUACUCCACAGGGUAGAAGGCCUGGAUACUGGAAGAAAGAAUACAUCUUCAGACAAAUAGCUGCUGUCAAAGCUAGAGUAAUGCAGCUUGUUAAACCYGUAGAUCCUCAAACAGGUCUUCCAUGUAAAAACAGGGAAGCUAUAAGAGCGUCUGGCUUGAGCUGGGUCAUUGUUCUGAAGGACACAAGUGGAAAGGAACAUGUAAUGGAGCAGGCAGAUCUAUCAUUUAAGGACACGUCUGUUACUAUAUUCUGGUAUAGUGCACACUGGCCGUGCUUGAACAUCUUAUCAACCCUAGAGCUAUGUGGAGUGACUCCCCUGCUUCCCAACCAAAACAGAGGUGCCAACACAAACGGACCUCGUCGACGUUCCCUGAUUGCCAAGUACAGCCUUUCUAACCUGACUAAAACCAGUGUAGCACUUGGUGCUGAUAAGCUUGUCCAAGUCUUUUGUCUGAAUCCAGGACUCUUACUAGGACUUUGGAAGGGAAAAAAUGAAAUUGCUUUUGUUACGGCGAGUCUUCAUUAUCAUCAACUUCUUGAGAAGAGCACUUUGGGUUCUGCUACUCUACAAUAUGUCCUUUUACCAAAUGAACCUGUACUGGAUGAUGUAGACCCAGAAUAUGGACUGCAUGACUACAACYUACAUCUGGAUAUGCACAGUGGGACCCAUACUUGCAUGUGUGGAACAUUCAAGAGCCUCUUCUGCAGAAAAGGUGACAUUCAAAACGGCUAUUUGAGGCUAACGGUUGUAAGCGUAAAGGAUAAUGCGAAACACUUGCCUAUUAUUGGGACAGUUGGCUUAUCCUGGAGAACAGAUGCACUUAAAGGCCAUGUAAAGGACUGCUACUUGAUGGAUGUUACUGUCUUGGAUGAAACCCGAAAGCCCUUCUGGUGUUUCAGUGCUCCCGUCAACAUGGAACUGUCUUCCAGCACAUCUGGUCUUUAUGACUACAUGGGCCACAUCUACACCACAGAGUAUGCGGAUUCGGAGGGGAAAGUCAGUGUUGACUUGGUGUGGUUGGAAGAAACCAAGGAAUAUUUUGUUAUCAACCUCGUUCUUUACAUAAGCACCAAAAAGGUUAACAGUUGGUAUGGAACAAAUUAUUGAUUUAACUGAGUAUUUAAUUUCUUUGCUUAAAAAAAGAAAUAAAUAUAUGUAUAUAUAUAUUUGAUGUUUAAAAUUGAUGUUUAUUAGCAGCACUGCUGCUGCGAGUUUUGUGCCAUUUACAUUUCCAGGAGCUAAAGUACAGUUGCAUAUAUUUAUUUUAACUGCAAUUGGAAGGAAGGGAGAAAGAUGUUUAAUGGUUUUCCUCCUGAUUGAACAUUUUCUGGUUAGUCUUUUUUGUCAUAUUACAGAUUAUUUUUAUACAUUCUUUUUAGUAUAUAUGAAUACAUUUCUGAGAAUGAUAAACUUUAUGCCUAAAAUAGUUAAGCACCAUGCGUGCUGUUCCCUUCUGAUUCAUUGAUAUUAUACAUUGAAUUAUUGAUAAGUAAUUCUUGAUAAAUGGAGAAAUACUAUUUUUGAAAGCCCAAGUACUCAAAUACACUAUGGUAGGGCAUUUAGAGGUGGAAUAGAUCUCCCAGAUGUGAAUAACAGCGCAGCGAGGCGCUUGUGUGAGAUCCCCUGUGAAAUGCCCAGGCUUCUGUUYGGUUCCCCUUGUUCUCACCUUCUCUGCGAUGCAAACCUGGGCACUUGCUUCGUGUUUUGGCCCUUGGAUGAUUGUCCCGAUUCGGAGAAGAGCUGAGCUGGCAGCCGGGCCUCCUGAAUGGAGCUGUCAUGGAYUGCCUGAGCAACAAUGAAUUACCUGGCACGGUGUAUCCGACAGUGGGUGCCCUGAGGAACAGCAGGCUCACCUUCCUGGUGCCUCAUGUUGCUCCAAGUGGCUUUGGGACCUCAUCUGCUCCCUGCUGACCAGAGUGAUGGCAGUGUCACUUUUCCUACUGGUUCCAGACCAGGGUAAAUCUGUGCAGUGUCACAGCACGCUGUUAAGAAUAAAGCACAGCUGUGCUGUUGGUUUCUGCGACUGUUUUGAAUUGACUUGCAUCCAAGGUAAUUUGUCUGUGUUCUUCUGUUUAUUUAAGUAGAUUUAUUUGUUCAUGUAAACAGUGUCUGUGUGUARGUGCUUGAUAUGAAUUGUUUCUUAAUGCAGCUUUCAAAGGUAAUGAAUUUAAGGAUGAUUCAGUUCCAGUUUGAUUUGUAAUCUUGCCUAAUGAAGAAAUAAAAACAUUUCU
Molecule: messenger RNA, 2835 nt
Organism: Nothoprocta perdicaria
Lineage: Eukaryota; Metazoa; Chordata; Aves; Tinamiformes; Tinamidae
Gene: FBXO15
Product: F-box protein 15
Exons: 9
Coding region: 311-1711 (466 amino acids)
Molecular function (GO): protein binding
Source: RefSeq, a predicted model, not a curated record